Symbiodinium natans is the source of this 582-nucleotide messenger RNA. NCBI's taxonomy places the organism in Eukaryota, Dinophyceae, Suessiales, Symbiodiniaceae. The record is from the annotation of a GenBank genome assembly.
AUGAACUUGGAGACUUUGACAAUACAUGCAACCACAAUCAACGGUGCAGCAUAUCGCAAAUCUGGCCUCGAAGCUCCUUUCUGGCUUCAUCUUAUGUACAGAACAACGGGUAGUUUUGACAUUGCGACUGUCGCAGAGAUUGCGCCACUGCAGCCGCAGCGAAGGGCCAACCUUUCGACCUGUUCACUCUCUAGGCGGUCUUGCUUGCUUUUGCUGCCCCGGGAAUCGGCCAUGCCUGACACAAAAGAAGCUGGAUCAGUGGCGCAGUCCAAGGUGCGGUGCGCUUCAAACGGACCGUGGUUAGCAUAUGUUAGCAUCAUCACUUCCCUGGCCAUGAGCCGCGGAGGUCCAGACAACUCUGGAUCCUUCGGCGUGAUGCUAGCACUCCAAACCGCAGCCUUGAUCGGAGCAAAGAAGGAUCGAAUUCGUUUGCCUGCCCAUGCUUGCAUGUCUCUUGUGGUAUUGGUCGGCUUGUCAUUGAUACUAAGCAUCCCCCAAGCCCCGAGCAAGCACAGUGAUCAAGGAUCUUCAUUCCGAAGUAUCCGAAGGUCAUGUCAGACAAUCUGGGAAAAACUGCCCUGA